CAGUCAUCACAACAACAACAAGGCACGACAAGAGGCCAGCGACCCGCCGGGAGCUUUCCGUGGACGAGCGGAUGCACAUUUGACGGAUCGCUAACUUUCGGGACGCUCUAUCUCUCUCUUUGUUUUAUUUUAUUAUGAUUAUUAUUAUUAUUUUUAAAACUGUAUUUUAGUUGGACAGCUUCCCGCGUUCCCCAACAAACCGAGAGGAGGCUGGGGCUAAUAACUCCGCUAGCAUGCUAAUAUGUCUUUUACUGUAUGUUCUCAUAUAGGACGUCAUUUCUCAAUGUCCCACUCAACGUCCACUUCCUCAAAAUCCGCCUGACAUAACGGAUGGCUUUAUUUUGGAUGUUUUGGGGGCGAAGGUGAAGUGGAAUUAGCUCGUCAGUGUCGCACUGCGUUGUCGUUCUCGAGGGCUCCUGCAAAGGUGCUGCAAAGUUAGGACGCCUCGUCGUUUUCAUAUCGCUGCCGUUUGAAAGACGUCAAGGGCGAUUUCCUGGUGGCUUUUUGCGCACUUUAUUUUUCCUUAUUACCCCCUCCCGCCCCCCUCGCCGCACACAGACCCCCCCCCCCCCCUCCCCGUGUCGGUCGUUCCCGUUGCUUGUUGACGGGGCCUGGCGGUCUCGUGCUGACAACCGCAGUGCAAAACAAAAGGUUAGCAUGCUAGCUCGCGAUCCAUCCGCUCGUUUGACGGCCUCGGCCUCUCUGUCGGGCUGUUGAUAGCAUUCUAUCCCAAAUACACAUCCCGUCCUGUUGUUUCACUCGAAGCGGGGUCCGAGUAGGAUUAGCGUUUUGGGGUGACGUACACCCAUGAGGAACUUCUCCCAAAAGUGUUCACAAGUUGCUCAAGACCCCUUGAAGGCAACCGACCACGGAGUCUGAGGAGCUUUUGAAGUGGACAACUCGUUGAGUCAAGCUGCAUCCCGUUGUGACGUCGCCGAACUGUCCGAGAGACCUCUGCCAUGUCAGAGACCCUGAUAACAGGCCACACGUCAGAGGAUCUAUUGGCCGACUUUGAGACUUUGCUCAACUCUGGAGGUGUCGCUCUGGGUCAGGACCACCAGAUAGUCAUCAUCACCACCAGUCCCAGCGAUGAGGGGCUCCGCCCGGACGCCGCACCCUCCAGCACGGGAGAAAUCUUGCUGUUCGCUACCCCGCAGGGUCCCGCCGAUGCGGCCUUCCGAGACAAGAGAAGGCCCGCCCUGGGAAGACCUUCGGUUAAGCGGAAGUUGGACCUGGACAGCGACCAUCAGUAUGUUAGCACAACCCGGCCGUCUUCAGGCCACGCGCCGCCCUCCACACCUGCCCCUCCUAGAAUUCCUCGGACCGUGACGGAAAAGUCCCGCUAUGACACCUCCUUGAAUCUGACCACCAAGCGCUUUCUGGACCUCCUGUCCCAGUCGGCCGACGGCGUGGUGGACCUGAACUGGGCCUCGCAAGUCCUCGAUGUCCAGAAGCGGCGCAUCUACGACAUUACCAACGUUCUGGAGGGGAUCCAGCUCAUUUCUAAAAAGUCCAAGAACCACAUCCAGUGGCUGGGCAACCGCGUCGACGGGGCGUCGGUCGCCCUCCAUCAGGAGCUGCGCAAGGAGGUGUGCGACCUCACCGCAGCGGAGGAGCAGCUGGACAAGCUCAUCUCCAAAUGCAAUCUGCAGCUCAGACUGCUCACCGAGGAGCCCAAGAGCAAGAGGUUGGGCUUCGUGCGCUGCCAGGACCUGAGGACGUCGUUUGAUACCCCGGACCAGUUGGUCAUGGUGAUCCGAGCCCCCCCGGAGACCCAGAUGCAAGUGUCGGACCCCAGCGAGGGUUACCAGGUGUCGCUGAAGAGCACGCGAGGUCCCAUCGACGUCUUCCUCUGCCCGGACGACAGCUCCGGAGUUUGCAGCCCCGUGACAGGAAGCAGUCCCACGAAAACCAGCGCCGACCCGCACGCGCGAGCCGGCCGUUGCACGCCCGGUAAAGACAGAAGCUCCUCAGCGGCUUUGGACGUGGCUCUGUCGUCUCCCGUGUCCACGUCGUCCACGGCGACGGCGGCGUCUCAGCCGGAAUCCUCGUCGCUGUUGUUAGGUGGCGGAACGGAAUCCCUGAUGGGCGCCGACCCGUUCUCGGGUCUGGCGGACAUGAGCGACUUCGACUUCUCCACGGACUUCCUCCACGGAGAGAGCCUCCCUCUCCCGUUGGACGGUUUCAUCAACUUGUCUCCGCCUCACAGUCCCGACUACCGCUUCGGCCUGGAGGGCGACUUCGGCGUCACGGAACUGUUCGACUGCGACUUCGGUGACCUGUCGCAAGUUUUGGGGGCGAGUUAGACGCGGGGCCGGGGUCGGCGUACACAACUUGUUGUUCUUGGGAAGGUCCAGACGAGUAUCGUGGAUGCUCAGAAGUUUCACCUUUUUUUGGAUUUGUUCAGAGUAGAAGGGGUUCACCAUCUUGAAACUUUGCAAUACAGUGCGAUAAUGUUUUAAGUAACAUGUCAGCAUAUUAAAAUGUCAUUGUGGCUCCACUGCCUGUGUAAAAAAAAAAAAAAAAAAUUUUUUUAAACUUGAAUCUCAAUAGAUUACCGUUCUACCCACUGGCCCCCGCAAAAAGGACUUAUUUUCCUCCGAAAAUAACUUCUCGUCGUCUAAUCGAUAGUGUAAUAGUACAGUGGCACCUCGAUAAAACGGUUAUCGGAUAAAACGAACCGUCGGGACUGAACAGUGUGUCUAAAAUACUUUCCGUCUGUCACUUCAAAUGCCGUUGACAAAGUCUGUUCGUUCUGUAAUUGGUCGCCGUUGUUUACUGGCGCUGUGGCGCAACGCAGGCAGAGAACGGGACUGACGUGUUUCCGGCUCACAGAUAUGCAAUGUGACUCGAUCCGGUUCCAAAAGAUGUACCUACCUGGCGGCCAUGUUGAAUGUCGUGAUGGUUAUAUGUAUUGUCUAUUGUGCAUGGCGCAAUCCGCGGAGAGAGAGAGAGAGAGAGAGAGAGAGAGAGAGAGAGAGAGCGAGCGGCAUGGCUCCGGUGUCAACUCUGAGGAAUACAAAACACAAGUCUCUGGAGUCUGGAGUUUUAGGCCACGAAAAAAAAAAACUACAAAACAGUUUUGUACUGUACAGUAAUAUGGAUGCAUAAAAAAAUGUGCUUCAAUGUAACGGACCAUCUGCUAGUUCAGACAGCCCCCAUUAGUCCGUUAUAUCAAGGUUCCACUGUACAUAAAUGUUUGACUUCCAUUGUGACCCUAAUACCCCUUAAACCUUCCAUCUCCGAGGGGCCACUGUACUAUUUUGGACUAUUAAGCGACACGUGCGAUUAUUGAGGUUUUGAAUUCAUUUUUACGCUUCCAAUUGAAAAUCCCCCCGAAAUUGUACAGCACUUCCCGAUUGGAUUUUAGCGCGGAUGUAGCUAUACUUAAAUUAUUUAUGUAUUUGUAUAUAUAUCUAUAUCUGUAUUGUUUUUUUUGGGGUGGGGUUAAGUGCAGGCAAUGUGUUGGAUGGCACGUGCAAGUGACUUGUGAGUUUGGAUGCGCAUGGGGCAUAGUCGAGCUCGCCCGGUCGCAUCUGGCUGGCGCCGUGGCUUGUGGCUCCAGUCGGCAAUCCCGGGAGAUGUUCGCGUACAAAACUGCCUCAAUCACUGGACUCCCUUAAGAUACGCGUUGAGAGCUGCGGGGGUGUUAACUGGUGUAUCCAUACAGUAUAUUGUAUUUUGGGGCUUUACCCUGCCCCGGCUCAAUCAAGUCGAUUUAUUUCAUGGGAACAGUGCUGGUUAAAUUUAGCUGCUUUAGGAAUAGGUGGAUGGUCCCAGGAGGAUGGUUCACAAAG
Messenger RNA from Phycodurus eques (leafy seadragon), 3797 nucleotides. RefSeq names its product E2F transcription factor 1 (gene e2f1). Gene Ontology annotation, molecular function: DNA-binding transcription factor activity, RNA polymerase II-specific; RNA polymerase II cis-regulatory region sequence-specific DNA binding; protein dimerization activity. Gene Ontology annotation, cellular component: Rb-E2F complex. The transcript has 7 exons. NCBI's taxonomy places the organism in Eukaryota, Metazoa, Chordata, Actinopteri, Syngnathiformes, Syngnathidae. The coding region runs from base 960 to 2306 and encodes 448 amino acids. Gene Ontology annotation, biological process: regulation of transcription by RNA polymerase II; G1/S transition of mitotic cell cycle. The record is from RefSeq and is a predicted model, not a curated record.